Messenger RNA from Benincasa hispida (wax gourd), 876 nucleotides. Lineage: Eukaryota; Viridiplantae; Streptophyta; Magnoliopsida; Cucurbitales; Cucurbitaceae. The record is from RefSeq and is a predicted model, not a curated record.
AUGGCCACACCAGUUCUCAUGGUACCAGAUGGGUCUAGGAAUUUCGUGAUCUACAGUGAUGCUUCUAAGAAGGGUUUGGGUUGUGUGUUUAUGCAGCAUGGUGAAGGCCCUAAGGUAGAAGAUAGCAGGCUUGCUACAGUCAAUGGAUGUGUCAGAAUGGAAGUGGAAGAACGUGUCCAUGGAUUUUAUUACGAGUUUGCACAGUACAGCGAAGAGAUUUGGGUUCUGAUAGACCGACUCACCAAGGUGGCGCAUUUCAUUCGAGGGAAGCCCACGUACGCGGUGAGUAAGUGGACUCAGUUAUAUAUAAAGGAGAUAGUAAGAUUGCAUGGGGUGCCAGUGUCAAUUGUGUCCGACAGGGACCCUCGUUUCACCUUCAGUUUUUGGAAGAGCCUCCAGGCAGGCCUUAAGGAUGCGGUUAAACUUCAAUACAGGCUUCCAGCCCUAGACGGAUGGGCAAACAAAAUUGUUCCUGAAAGUGGCGCCAAUGAAGGUGUCCUGAGAUUCGAAAAGAAGGGUAAGCUAAGUCCGUGUUUUGUAGGGUCAUUUAAGAUCUUAGAGCGAGUCGGCCCUGUGGCUUACCGUUUGGCUUUGCCACCGUCUCUCUCCGCAGUUCAUCAUGUUUUUCAUGUCUCCAUGCUGAGGAAGUAUUUAACGGACUCGUCUAAUAUGGUGAACUUUGAGCCCUUGCAGCUGAAUGAAAACUUAAGUUACGAAGAGAAGCCUACGCAAAUUAUGGUCAGGGAGGUGAAAUUUUUGCGCAAUAGGGAGGUGCCGCUGAUGAAGGUGUUGUGGCAAAACCAUCAGCUUGAGGAAGCAACUUGGGAGCGAGAGGACGAGAUGAGAACACUGCAUCUAGAGCUCUUCCAGGACUAG